This is a messenger RNA of Xyrauchen texanus (razorback sucker), 1028 nucleotides long. RefSeq names its product ribonuclease P protein subunit p30-like. The record is from RefSeq and is a predicted model, not a curated record. The coding region runs from base 208 to 1005 and encodes 265 amino acids. The transcript is spliced from 11 exons. Gene Ontology annotation, biological process: translation; tRNA processing. Lineage: Eukaryota; Metazoa; Chordata; Actinopteri; Cypriniformes; Catostomidae. Gene Ontology annotation, molecular function: structural constituent of ribosome; RNA binding. Gene Ontology annotation, cellular component: ribosome; nucleolar ribonuclease P complex.
UGAGACAUCUGUCGGAAAAAAGGCACAAACGUACUACAUAAUCCACAAAACUCAGUAAACUCACACGGUUCAUGCUUCUGGACAUGGUUAGUGUGUGUUUGUGCAAGACAUGUGGCUCUCAGUGGAUUGUUUGUGAGAUAUUAAGUGAACGUCCUGUAAAUCUGCGACUUUAAAAAUACUUUGCAGAUAGGUGUCAGUGGAUGAAAGAUGUCUGUAUUUAUGGAUUUAAACAUCAUCAGCAGUCAUGAUAAGAACAGACUCAGGAGCGUCAUAGAGACAGCUGCUCACCUGGGCUAUUCUACAGUCGCAGUAAACUAUGUUGUUGAACCACAACAGAAGAAACAGGAAAUGCCUAAGCCACAGAGUGUGUCAGACAUAUUUGAGACAUUUCCAAUAGUUCAGGGCAAAUGCACACCCAUCAAAAUAUUGAAUCGCUUGACCAUUGUGGCCUCCGAUGCAUCUCAUUUUAGGCCCAACAACGAAUACAAAAACUUUGAUCUUGUGGCUGUGUACCCCAAGACAGAAAAACUCUUUCAUGCAGCAUGCAUGACCUUUGAUGUUGACAUCAUCUGCAUUGCAGCAGCUGAAAAACAGCCCUUCCAUUUUAAAAGGGCUCCAGUUAAUGGGGCUAUUGACAGAGGAGUUUUCUUUGAGAUAACUUAUGCAGCAGCAAUCAGAGACUCCACCAUGAGGAGAUACACCAUUGCGAAUGCCAAUAGCCUGAUAGAAGUCUGCAAAGGAAAAAAUGUCAUAUUGUCCAGUGGAGCAGAGAGGCCUCUUGAGGUGAGAGGCCCAUAUGACAUUGCCAAUUUGGGCCUUGUGUUUAGCCUGUCUGAGGGAGAUGCUAAAGCUGCAGUUUCCACCAACUUCCGCUCAGUCUUGCUGCAUGGAGAGACCAGAGCCACUGCGUCUGGUGUUGUUUACACCAUGAAGAAACCACAAAGUACCAAGGAGCAAGUAGAAGAAUGUCCAGCAUCCAAAAAGGCCAAAACAGAAAUAGUGUAGACGAUAUUUCACAAUAGAAAAAG